UUAAGAGAAACUUGCAGGAUUUCUAGUGGGAGUAAACACAAGUGAGGAGGCAAGUUUGGAAGGAGGCAAGUUUCUCACGAGGGAAUUUAAGCUACUGUAACGGUGCUAAGAAAAUAAAAAAGUCCUGAAAUAAGUUACGUGAAUACAUAUCCACAUCAUUUAUUUUGAUUAUUUUGAUAGGGGAGUAGUUAUUUGUUGGAGUGGACGAGCGCGAACAGUAACUUCAGAUUUUCAAAAGCAUUUUACUCUAUUGUAACCGAGAAAAGAAAUAGAGUUGAAACAGCUUUCUCUUCGUUCUCCUUUCCUGCAACUCUGUCUGUGUGUAUGGAGCGUCCGGUCCGACGAGCUCACGUCGUGGCGAUCGCCGGAGGCGACGGAUGUUACAGAUAGGGUUGCUCCUCUUCUCUCUCGAACUAUGUCUCCGCCUUCCCUUUGCCCCCUCCUGGCCAUCCUCUCCACCCGCCACCCGCCGUCGGCCGGUCGCCUCCUGCAGCUCCACGCCCACCUCCUCACCGCCGGCCUCAUGUCCUCCCGCUCUCCGUUCCCCUUGGCCUCUCGCCUCGUAGAGGCCCUCGCUCACUCCGACGACCCCCGCCAUUCCCCUCGCCCUCUCCUCCACGCCCUCGCUCUCCUCGCCUCCCUACCCACCCCACCUGACUCUGCCUCCCCUUACAAUGCGGCACUCCGCGCCCUUUCUCUCUGCACGGACCGCGGUCUUGUCACCCGCUGUCUCCCGCUCUACUGCUCCCUCCUCCGCUCGGCCCGUCCGGACCACCUCACUUUCCCCUUCCUGCUCAAGGCAUGUGCUCGCCUGCAGGAAAGGAACUAUGGCAAUGCGGUCCUUGGGAAUGUCCUUAGUCUUGGGUUCCAUGCGGACGUAUUCGUGGUGAACGCCGCGAUGCACUUCCUGGCGGUCUGCAGUUCCAUGGCAGAGGCACGCAAGUUGUUCGAUGGAAGUCAUGUAAGGGAUUUAGUGUCGUGGAACACGCUGAUUGGGGGUUAUGUGCGGAGGGGCGUACCUAGGGAGGCGUUGGAGAUGUUCUGGAGGAUGGUAGGGGAUGGAGCGGUGACGCCUGAUGAGGUAACGAUGAUUGGAGUCGUGUCAGGGUCCGCGCAGCUGCGGGAUCUAGAGCUCGGGAGGAGGCUCCAUGGAUAUGUGGAGAGUCAUGGGGUGAGGUGUACGGUGAGGCUGAUGAACGUGGUGAUGGAUAUGUACAUCAAGUGCGGUGAUUUAGAGCGGGCCAAGUCUGUGUUUGAGGGGAUUGACAAGAAGACGAUUGUUUCUUGGACUACAAUGAUUGUUGGUUAUGCACAGUUCGGGCUGAUGGAUGAUGCACGGAAGGUGUUUGAUGAGAUGCCUGAGAGAGACGUAUUCCCAUGGAAUGCACUGAUGACUGGUUAUGUGCAGUGUAAACGGGGCAAGGAGGCUCUUCGGUUGUUUCAUGACAUGCAGGAAGCAAUGGUGGAGCCUGAUGACAUCACCAUGGUCAAUCUUUUAUCAGCUUGCUCGCAGCUUGGAGCGCUAGAAAUGGGUAUGUGGGUUCACCAUUACAUCGAUAGACGCCGGGUUUCACUUAGUGUUAUGCUUGGCACAAAUCUAGUUGACAUGUACUCCAAGUGUGGGAACAUCGAGAAGGCCAUCCGUGUUUUCAAAGAAAUACCGGAGAAAAAUGCACUCACGUGGACAGCAAUGAUAUCUGGUCUUGCAAAUCACGGACAUGCUGAUGUGGCCAUCAAAUACUUCCAGAGAAUGAUAGAGCUUGGGUUGCAGCCUGAUGAGAUUACAUUUAUAGGUGUUUUGUCUGCUUGUUGUCAUGCUGGUCUGGUUAAGGAAGGUCAGGAAUUUUUCUCACUAAUGGUCUCAAAAUAUCACCUUGAGAGGAAAAUGAAACAUUAUUCAUGUAUGGUAGACUUGUUAGGCAGAGCAGGUUACUUAGAUGAAGCAGAACAUCUAGUAAACACCAUGCCUAUGGAGCCUGAUGCAGUCGUUUGGGGUGCUCUUUUCUUUGCCUGUAGGAUGCAUGGUAAUAUUACUCUGGGUGAAAAGGCAGCAAUGAAAUUAGUAGAGCUUGACCCGGGCGAUAGUGGAAUUUAUGUGCUACUUGCAAACAUGUAUGCAGAGGCAAAUAUGAGGAAGAAGGCUGAUAAAGUGAGGGUGAUGAUGAGGCACUUGGGAGUGGAGAAAGUUCCAGGAUGUAGUUGCAUCGAACUAAACGGCGUGGUUCAUGAAUUUAUCGUAAAGGACAAGUCACAUACUGAUAUUGCUGCUAUCUAUGACUGCUUGCAUGAGAUCACACUGCAAAUAGAGCAUACUGCGAACAUGAUUGACACGUCUAUGUUACUGGCUGAACCCUGCAAGAUUGUGAUAGACUGAUAAGUUCAGUUAUUUUGUGCUCAAUCAUGCAAUGAGUUAUGCUGGACAAUGUGUUCAAAUGACUAGGAUUUCCUGAUGUUGAUCAAACUUUGAGCCAUUACCUCAGCAUUUCUGGCCCUUUUACAGCUUGCAUGUCAAUGAAAAUAGCAAUCUUCCAUUACAGUUUGGUUGAGGUCAUUCAAAAGAAUGUAAUAGAAUGGUUCCAAAAAGUGAGAUGGUUAUUGUAUUUGGUUCAUAGAAUAUAGAGAACUGUAAUAGAACAACCAUUUGAUUCCUCGAAAGAGAAUAUUCUCCUAAUAUGUCUAA
Messenger RNA from Brachypodium distachyon (stiff brome), 2680 nucleotides. RefSeq names its product pentatricopeptide repeat-containing protein At2g22410, mitochondrial. The transcript has a single exon. Gene Ontology annotation, biological process: RNA modification. The coding region runs from base 416 to 2374 and encodes 652 amino acids. The record is from RefSeq and is a predicted model, not a curated record. Lineage: Eukaryota; Viridiplantae; Streptophyta; Magnoliopsida; Poales; Poaceae. Gene Ontology annotation, molecular function: protein binding; RNA binding.